GACGCGGUUAUAGAAUUUCAACCAUGGCAAAGUACGAUUCGGCUACGAAAACCUGGUCCGGUCCAGUGCAACCCAGCAUCUUCAAUCCGGAAGCGAACUUGGGUCAAGUGAUUCUGAACCUUCUGUCGAGGACUCCCGCCAAAGUGAUUCAAAUCAACGCGGACACCGGAUAUGAGAUGACCUGCGCCGAGAUGAAGCUUCGAAUCGUUCGGGUGGCUCUGAACCUUCAGCGAUUAGGCUAUCAGAGGGGUGACAUGGUUACUCUGGUUUGCACCAACACAGACAACGUGGUUCCCGUGUACGUCGGAUGUGUAGCCAUGGGUUUGGUGAUUAAUCCGCUGGCUCCGGUGUUCAAUCGGGAUGAUCUGGCUCAUAUGAUGCGAAUGACACAGUCGAAAAUCGUUCUUUGUGAUGGGAAUAACCGGGAAGUGGUUGAAGAAGCAGCGAGAGAAGCUAUUCGAAUGAAACCCAGAAUCUUCGUGAUGGGAGUCGGUAGUGGUAAUGCUUCAUCCAUUGAGGAGCUGCUUGUUCCGGUCGAAGGGGAAGAAUCCUUCGUGCCUCCGUAUCUAGGAGAUUCGAAAACUCUUAUGGUGGCGGUUCUAUGCUCUUCGGGAACUACGGGUCAACCGAAGGGUGUAUGCUUAUCGCAUGCGCAUCUAAUCGAAGGGGAAAUCUUCUCGGACACUCUGAACGCCGGUCCAAUUUUCAACUUCAGUCCCCUAUUCUGGAUGACUGGUCUGUUUGCUGCGCACACAUCCUUGCUGUACACUCGGGCACGUGUCAUCACAGCCCAACCGUUCAGUGCCGAAGCGUUCUUCUCGAUUAUUGAGAAAUACAAGGUAGAGGAUGCUUUCACCCCACCGGCUUGUAUUGCAGCCAUCCAGAGUCAUCCGCGAUACCGAACGGUGGACUUUAGCAGCUUGAAACGAUGGCCCAUCGGGGGUUCACCGGUUUCGUCGGAACUUCGUGCCGUUCUGGCGGAGCGCUUCAACGGGACCGAUACGAAACCAGUCUACGGUUGCUCGGAGGUGGGUGUAAUCACUUCUCCCAUGAUGCCGUUCGCACCGGGAUCGGUUGGAUCCUUGGCCAAAAAUGUGACCGUUACAAUCGUGAACGACGACGGACGCAAGCAAGGACUCAACGAGAAGGGUGAAGUUCGAGCUAAAUUUAAGCAUAGCUUUAUGGGAUACCUCCGCAACGAGCAAAUGACCUUGGAGGCCUGUGACGAGGAAGGCUUCUUCAAAACCGGAGACAUUGGCUAUUUCGACUCGGAUGGGUACCUGUAUGUGAUCGACCGAAUCAAGGACAUCAUCAAGUUUAUGAACUAUCAGAUAUCGCCGUCGGACUUGGAGGACGUCAUACUGCAGAUCGACGGAGUGAAGCAGGUUUGCGUUACCGGAAUUCCAACGGCGGAUGGUUCGUCCGAUUUGGCAACGGCGAUGAUCGUGCUUCAGCCGGGUUCGAGUUUGACGGAGCAGGCGGUCGUGGAGACGGUUGAUCGUCAAGUUAGCGACCAUAAACGGUUGCGAGGGGGAGUGUUCUUCGUUGAUCGGCUACCAACAUCGCCGGCGGGGAAAGUUCUCCGCAGGGUGGUUCGGGAUAUGAUUUUGGAAAGGAAGAAUUUAAAGUGAUUCCGGUUCAGUUACAAAAUGUAUAGCCGGUCAGGUGAUAAAUAAAUAUGGUCAUUCGGUGACUUGUACGGAUUCCUUAGAAAACUUAUUGAAUUCAUGAUUGAGCGGUUUGAAAUUCUAAUCUAAUCUGGAAAUUAAAUAUUUUAUUUUAAUGCUCACAAUUUUCUCCGAGCUUGAAUUCGAAUGUAAAUAAUAUUAAUCAAUUUGUUGUCACAAUACAAACAAGGUUCAAGAAAACAGAUUGUCGCGUAACGUGGGUAGAUCACCUCGAAGUGGUGCGUUACUGUGUAAGAUUUACCACCAUGCUUGGCAUGCACAGUUGUACACACCAACUGCUCAUUUGUUAGUAAUUUUUCACUCAGUUGUUGAAAUUUGUUUUUCUUUAAAAUAAAAUUUAAUAUUUAAUAUUCAUAGAUUAGGAUCAUAGUUUACUAUAAAUAGACAAAGAGUAGGUAAAUCUUAACAUUUGAAUCAACACCAAUGGAUUUUUACACUUAAAGUCCGAGAUGUGCAGCCAGGAUUUCUCACUUCAUUUUUACAACGCAAAAACAAAUAUAGUUUAUUACUAGAAUUGAAAUUGACUUUUUUAAAGUAUCUAUAACAAGCUUAAACUCUAUUCUAUCUACUGCUUCACAAAGAACUAUGUUUCGUCAACUAUGUGCAAAGUUAUUAGCAAAUGAGCAGUUCGUGACCAAAACUGUGUAUGCCAAGCAUUUCUACCAACGAUUCCUUUUGUUCUGACCUCUCUAAAAUAAGGUGCCGAGUAUCUUGGUCACUGCACAAACAUAGCAAAUUAUAUGCGUUUAGCAAUCCUUAGAACUAUUUCUUCGGAGUCUCCCUGCGAUAAUCAACCCCAUUGACGUACCCAUUGAAUCAUUUGACUCUGCUUUGAAAAUUCACUUGCUAUAGAAUUUUAAAAUAAAUUGAAAUCCGGUAUCUCA
Molecule: messenger RNA, 2572 nt
Organism: Ochlerotatus camptorhynchus
Lineage: Eukaryota; Metazoa; Arthropoda; Insecta; Diptera; Culicidae
Exons: 3
Coding region: 24-1631 (535 amino acids)
Biological process (GO): fatty-acyl-CoA biosynthetic process; long-chain fatty acid metabolic process
Molecular function (GO): long-chain fatty acid-CoA ligase activity
Source: RefSeq, a predicted model, not a curated record